Messenger RNA from Octopus bimaculoides (California two-spot octopus), 2366 nucleotides. RefSeq lists its product as uncharacterized. The record is from RefSeq and is a predicted model, not a curated record. Lineage: Eukaryota; Metazoa; Mollusca; Cephalopoda; Octopoda; Octopodidae.
CAAACUGCUGCUGUUGUUUUUUUUUUUGUAUUUGUGGCUGUUGUCACUAUUGCUAUCGGUUAAUGGUCAUUGUACCUGGUCUCGUAGUAAUUAAGAUAAGUUAUGCAUUGCACAUGGUUAGUACUGGGCUGGGAAGUUAAAAGCGAUAGGAAAGGAAUAUUAUGGACGUUGAAUGCGCCAGUAGACUUUAUAAUGGAGACUUUUACGCUGUGAGUGCUUUUGACUUACAGAACAUCGUGUUUAGAUUGGAUUAUUACCUUCGCAAUUGUUAAUGAUUUCCUUAUCACACGAAGACUAAUUUCUUUCUACGACAGCUGGUACUGCUUUCAUCGUAAACGCCAUAACUUCAGCAAGCAUUUCUUUUCCUUUUUGUUUUUUUUAUUUUUGACUUAACUAACCAUAAAGAAAAGAGAUUAUGAGUGAGAAUUGGUUCAACGAAACGCAGUAUGAAAUACAUUCAAAGGAAUCGGAGUCUCGUAUAGUUCUGAUAUAUAUGUUUUCUUCACCAUGGAGGAGUGAAAUGUCAAAUCCAUCCAUGUAGGAUUUGAACAAAAAUGUUCCUGAAAACUUGAUACAAUAGAAGUUCGAUCGAUCUAACAAUCAAUACCUUCUAUAACCAUUACUAUAAUACAAAUAACUGCGACAAUACAUUGAACUAGUGGCUUUAUAUUUAAUACUGGAACUGAGACGAUCAUUGCCGACCUACAGAAAAGGCCAAUCUAAUAUUUUACAAGAAUCCUAAGAAAGCUUUUUGAGAUUUGAGGAGACCUGUUGUCACCAACCCUCAAAACAUCAACCUUGCUGACUAACAUAGCAUGUAAUAAUAAUAAUAAUAAUAAUAAUAAUAAUAAUAAUAAUAAUAAUAAUAAUAAAGAUGUGGUCGUCAAAAGAUGAAGAUGCUCCACAGGAUAGUUUGAAUACAGUAAUGGUUUUGGCGCAGAAGUUAAAAUUGAGCAAACCUGAAACAAGUGUAUGUAUGUACAAUAGCUUUUGCUGCGGCGACAUGAAAAAAACGAGUAGUCCGCGUGAUGACAAAAACAGCUCGCAGAGCAGUAAACAAUCCGUUUGGCGCUUCAAUAGAGGUAAAACUACGUCAGAAACGUUUGUACAAUCUAAUGGAAUUGGCGAUCAUUCUCAUAGGGAUACGGAAGGGGUUAAUGGAGGACUGAGUCCAAUACUGAAAACCAGAAGCCAAAUAAAUCAACAGCGAAACCCGUUAAAAUCUCAAACAGCGAUUGAUAUUGGUUCUGAUAUCGACGAGACGACAAGUUCAAACGAUAGUGAUUUUUCAGAUAUUUAUACAAGUGAUGAUUGCUGUAAGGAACCACCACCACACGUUGAUCAGUGUCCUGGUUAUAAUUCUAGCAACGUGGACAAUGCAUUUGUAAAUAAAAGCCACGUGGUUUAUACGAAGGAACCUGUCGAUACUGCGGUAGAAAAAGACGCGAAUGAGAAUAUCGAUACGCACCGGAAGGAAGACACUAAGAUCUCUGUAGCAAAAGAUAAGCAGACGUGUGCAAGAAGAGAUAUCUCAAGGGAACAAAUCUCUUCCGAUAAUUCCCAAGUGUUUACUGUUCAAACAAACCCAAAACCCGUCAAUCUCAUUGAAAAAAACAAUGAAGACUCCUUUACAAACAAGCAAACAACUAGAGCUUUCUCAGCUUCGAAGGAAAGCACGUCAUUUUUGCAGCCAUGUUCUUCUAAGCAAAAAAUUCAGAUUGAUCGGCGUGAUUUAGAAUCAAAAGACACAAAAGAGUCCUCUGGAAUUAAAGACGAUAAUUCAAAUUCCAGGGUUCAUCGAUUAACUGUUGAUAAGAACCAACUUAACUCCAAAGAAAUUAACUCGUCUUUUGAAGAUGAGUCUCCUUCAUUAGACAAAACAGAAACCGAUAAACAAAUGUUAUCCAUCAAUAAAUGCAACGAUUUUAUAAGGAACAAUUACUUUUCUGAAGCCAGUGGAACUUUACCAAAAGACAGUGAGAUUAAUAACUCCGAAAGAAAACGUUCUGAAAACAACUCACAUGACUUCGGUCAAAAACUGAAUAUUUUACAAGGAGAAUUGGUACAGCUGCGACAACAUGACGAACAACUCGCCACGCAGUUCUUACAGAUAUACCGAGACAUCCAAAUACUAAAAGUGCAAAGAGCCUGUCAAACCCACCAAGAUCUUUUGGACGAUGCGAUCGACGAAGUUGAAGAAAGAGAUCGAUUGAUUGAUUUGUGCGAUGCGCCACCUCUCAAGUACAGCGAAUCAAAACUAAGACACUGCGGACUGACCAAGAUGAAUAUAUGUUCAAGGCGGUUCUCCUGUAGUUAGACGACGAUGACGAUGACAAUUAAUGGUAAUAAAAAAUAAUCAUAAGUGA